AUGGUCAAAACCAUACGUUUCGCCGACCAGGAGGUUCCGGUCCCCGGGUUUGGAGCCAUGGGCAUCAGCUUCGCUUUUGGAAAGAAUUUGUCGUAUGAGGAAGCCGAACCGAUUCUACUCAAGGCUUUGGAGCUGGGAUGUACGUUUUGGGAUACUGCUGUGUCAUACAGAGCCGGCGUCAACGAGAAAAUCCUGGGGGACUUCAUUAGGAAACAUAACGUUCGAGACAAAAUCUUCCUCGCAUCCAAAUGCGGCGUUGCCGUCUUCGAAGAUGGUGCAGUAACAAACUCGGCCUCGCAUAUCAAGACCUAUAUGGAGGGAACCAUAGAGAGACUAGGGUUCACUCCUGACCUCUACUACCUUCACCGAAUUGAUCCCAAAACUCCUCUCGAGGAAUCCAUUCCAGCAUUGGACUCACUCCGAAAAGAAGGCAAGACAAAAUACAUUGGGCUUUCGGAAUGCUCGGCACAGACGCUUCGGAAAGCAAACUCAAUUGCUAGGAUCCACGCUGUUCAAGCGGAAUAUUCUCCAUUUGAGACACUCCACGAGUCUGAUGGUCUUAUCAAUACCGCUCGCGAGCUCGACAUCUCAUUUAUAGCGUACGGACCUUUGGGACACGGCUGGCUUGUGGACCACUUCCCCUUUGAGUCCCCAGAUGAUUUUGCCCCUGAUGACUAUCGUCGUACCAUACCAAAGUUCCAGGGCGAGAACUUCUAUGUCAACAAGAGAAUUUCCGAGGGCUUCAAGAAAAUUGCGCAGCGCAAGAACUGCACCAUGGCUCAAGCUGCAUUGGCCUGGAUUGCAGCUCAGGGCAUAAUCGCUCUACCAGGCACAACGAGACCAGAGCGCCUCGUGGAGAAUUGGAUUUCACGAGAUAUCGAGCUAACAGACGAAGAUUUGAGGGCAAUGCGGGCACUUGUUGAGUCUCUGAAGCCACAAGGUGAUAGAUACAGUGAGGUCGCAGCGAGAGAUAUCGGAAACUGA
Molecule: messenger RNA, 984 nt
Organism: Exophiala spinifera
Lineage: Eukaryota; Fungi; Ascomycota; Eurotiomycetes; Chaetothyriales; Herpotrichiellaceae
Exons: 6
Coding region: 1-984 (327 amino acids)
Cellular component (GO): cytoplasm
Source: RefSeq, a predicted model, not a curated record